This is a messenger RNA of Olea europaea var. sylvestris, 2592 nucleotides long. Its product is annotated as probable receptor-like protein kinase At5g18500. Gene Ontology annotation, molecular function: protein kinase activity; ATP binding. The record is from RefSeq and is a predicted model, not a curated record. Bases 588 to 2111 code for a protein of 507 amino acids. Gene Ontology annotation, biological process: protein phosphorylation. The transcript is spliced from 8 exons. NCBI's taxonomy places the organism in Eukaryota, Viridiplantae, Streptophyta, Magnoliopsida, Lamiales, Oleaceae.
AUAAAAAAAUAAAACCUGAAGUGCCAACUGUAGAAGGGUACCUUCCAUCUUUCUCAAUGUCUUCCUUUCGUUGCUGUGUUGAUGGUUAGGCGUUUUCUCAUUACCUACCACUGAUAACUCCACCCUUCUCUCUAUAUGUAUAUAUGUUCAUAUAUUUAUAUUCCUUACCAGAAACCACUGAAUACGCUAAUUAUCAAAGCUAUAUAUCUAUAAUUAACUAUUAUCCCCGUACAGCAUUCUAUGUACCUGUACCACAAAGAAAGCCCUGUCAUUGUUGUCAUCUAUUUUAAUACUCUUUAAUGAGUCCUGGUGUGGAAACCACUGGCAUUUGGUAAUGCAGUGAAAUCCCAGAAAGGAAUUUCAAUCGGGCUACCCAAUUGAGGGGUGAUUUUGAGGGACGGGAAAAGUUUUGAUUCUUGGGAUUUCUAGAAUGUGGGGAUUUUAAUACGGACUGCUUGGGUAUCUAGUUCAGAGAUCUUUUCUCGAGGUCUCUGAUGAAAAUUAUAUGUAGAUGGGACUUUCAAGAUCUGGAAUUUAGCUGCUGUUCUGAAUUCUUUUCUGCAGAAGAGUUUUCGAGAUCCUGAAAGAUGGGUUCUGAUCUGAAUGAGGAACUCUCAAAGAAUACUCGCUUUUUUGGUCUAAAGGUUUGGGAAGUUAUUGGUAUCAUUGUUGGGUUGGUGAUUGUGGCUAUCCUAUUUGCAUUAACAUAUUUUCUUACUUCACAAAAGAAAUUGAGAAGAUCUCUAGACAAGCUCCCCCUUAGCCAAAUACCAACUGUUUCAAAAGAAAUUAAAGAAGUACGGGUAGAACAAGCUAAUGAAUCUGUUCCACGUGAUGGGAUUCUUCUCACUGUUCAUGAUAAAUAUAGUGAUAAGGAAUCGGACAAGGUUUUGGUCCAUAUGGAAAUGCCGAAAGUAAAGGAUGGAUACAACGGCAGUCGAUCUGGUUCAUUCCAUCACGUCGAUAAAGAUCAUUAUGAUGUGCAAUCAGGAGAAGAAGGGAGUUCGGGAACGUCCGCAGUUUAUAAACCUUCUUCUUCUCAUCCAAUAACUGCUCCUUCACCGUUAACUGGACUGCCAGAGUUUUCUCACUUGGGCUGGGGCCAUUGGUUUACACUAAGAGAUCUUGAGCUUGCAACCAACAAAUUUUCAAAGGAGAAUGUUAUUGGGGAGGGCGGGUAUGGUGUUGUUUACCAUGGGCAGUUAAUUAAUGGGACGCCAGUUGCUGUCAAAAAGCUCCUCAACAACUUAGGUCAAGCAGAAAAAGAAUUUAGGGUUGAGGUUGAAGCUAUUGGCCACGUGCGUCACAAAAAUUUGGUUCGACUUCUGGGAUAUUGUAUUGAAGGAACUCAUAGGAUGCUGGUCUACGAGUAUGUCAACAAUGGCAAUUUAGAACAAUGGCUUCAUGGAGCUAUGCGCCAUCAUGGAUUUCUUACUUGGGAGGCCAGAAUGAAGGUCCUCAUUGGCACGGCUAAGGCUCUUGCCUACUUGCAUGAGGCAAUCGAACCAAAAGUAGUUCAUCGGGACAUAAAGUCUAGCAAUAUACUGAUUGAUGAAGACUUCAAUGCGAAGGUCUCCGAUUUUGGUCUGGCUAAGCUGCUUGGUGCUGGGAAAAGUCACAUCACAACUCGUGUCAUGGGUACUUUCGGAUAUGUGGCUCCUGAAUAUGCAAAUACCGGCUUUUUAAACGAGAAGAGUGAUGUUUAUAGCUUCGGGGUUGUGCUCUUGGAGGCAAUCACGGGAAGAGAUCCUGUUGACUAUGGUCGUGCUGCUCAAGAGGUAAAUCUAGUUGAUUGGUUGAAAAUGAUGGUUGGAAGUAGGCGCUCUGAGGAGGUGGUAGAUGCAAACAUUGACACGAGGCCGUCAACUAGAGCCCUCAAGAAAGGCCUCUUGACUGCUUUACGAUGUGUUGAUCCAGAUUCUGACAAGAGACCUAGGAUGAGCCAAGUUGUCCGAAUGCUUGAAUCAGAAGAAUACCCGAUAUCAAGAGAGGAUCGAAGGCACAGAAGAACUCGAGCAAGUAGCACGGAUAUGGAAUCCCAACGGGAGAACUCGGACACCGACAAAAGUGACAACCAAGAGCUGAGGUCAGAUAGCAGAAGAAACUUUUAAAUUUAACCAAAGAUGAUUACUUAUAUUGAAGGCUUGGAAUCAUUUGAACAGAAAUAUCAUUCUAUAAAAUAUUUAAAUAUGGUGGUGUGUUAUUUCUUUACGAAGGCAGUCAGGCACUCUAUGACAGGUCGUCGGAGGAAAAAGGAGUAUGAGUAGACAAAGGCAGUGAAGAUGGAUUUUUUCUUGUAAUCUUUAUGGCAUAUUUGGUAGAGACGGUUGACUAGUACUCGACAGUAUUACAAAAGAAAAUAAGUUAAACUAUUGCUAGUCAUAAUGUCGAGUCCUAUUUAGUAAUGCAUAUCAAGCAUGCACUUAAUGUUUCUUGUAUGAAAAUUGAAAGAGAGAUGAUAACUGACCAUGGAAGUGGUGCUUUUGUGAGAAAUUUGCAAACAGUUAAAAAGAGGUUUGUACAGAUACUGGUUCUUUCUUGAGCUAUUCCAUGGAAGUAAUGUCUAAUAAAUAAUUUAAUGUGAGUCACUAA